CCAGUCGUUUCUGUGGUAUCCUCUUUCGGUUGACAUUGAGACCUGCUAGUCAGCGGUCAAAACUCUCUUGAAAUUUUUCCCGCCAAAGUAAUCGCAUGCGCAAUUGCCUUCUUUGAUCCGAAUUUCCAAGAUGGCUGCCGCAAUGGACGACAGGAAUCGAUCAUUAAAACAGGCCCUCAUAGAUAGCCUGACAGCCAUUCUGUCGCCAGAUCAACAGUCUAGACAGAUGGCUGAAGAACAGCUCAAGGUUCUCGAGGUCACAGAAGAAUUUGGUGUCCAUUUAGCAGAACUCACAGUUGACAGAGAGGGAGCUCUUGCUAUCAGACAGCUUGCCUCAGUCAUUCUAAAGCAGUAUGUUGAAGCCCACUGGAAUAGCAGUGCUGAGAAAUUUAGACCUCCAGAGACUACAGAUGCUGCAUAUGCAAUCUCAGCCAUAGCAUAUUGGGAUUGGCCAGAAGCUUGGCCGCGUUUGUUUGGGAAUCUGAUGCAAGCAUUGACAAGUGGGGAUGGCAAUUUGGUUCAUGGAGCCAUGAGAGUUUUAACAGAGUUCUGCCGUGAGGUGACAGACACACAGAUGCCUCAUGUUGCGCCUGUGAUCCUGCCUGAAAUGUACAAGAUAUUCAUUCAUGCAGAGGUAUGUUGGUGGAAAUUGUGCACUAUCUGUUCAAAUCAUGAGGGGACGCAAGCGGCCUCAACUGGUAUUACCAAGGAUGUCCUCUUUCCUCUUCUUCCACAAUUCACCCAAGCAUUUGUUGAAGUUCUGGCAAUGUCUGAUAGUUCCACACUUGAAUGUGGCCUGAAGAUGGAAGUGCUAAAGGAGAAGUGUUGGGAUUUGAGAAUCUUGUUUUCAGUGUUUUUGAGUUUAUCUGUGGACUUACGGAAACACCAAAAUGCAAGAAAACUGUCAAGAAGUUUUUAGAUGAACUUGUUCAUUUCUUAGUGUUGUACAUGCAAAUCACAGAAGAGCAGGCAAGUGUGGACAUCCAAUCCAAAUCAAUUUGCUGAAGAUGAGGAUGAUGACACCUUUUCGUUUUCUGUUUGCAUUGCAGCUCAAGAUGUUCUCUUGGUGUUGCUGCUGACUUUGUAAAAUGAAAGUGCAGUCACAUUGACAAAAGCACUCAACAAACAUUUACAGGAAUCAAAUGAAAGAAAAAGCCAAGGAGAUGUUAAUUGAUUCUGUGCCCACCUUAAGAUGUCAAAUAAUACACAGAUCCUAACAACUUACCUUGUCAAGAUCAUGGAAGUGUUACUGACCUUGGCGACUCAAACAACAGAUGAUGGGCUAGCUCUCAUUCUUGAGUCUCUUAGAAUAGUCAUGUUGAUGAGAUGAUGGCUAAGGAUUGUUUUGUUGGAGCAAUUUUCAGUUGAGUUUUGAAAGUAAUUGGGAUUUGCAUUGUCCAUGCUUCACUGCCAUUUGUGAUUGGUCUCUAAAAUUUGUGGCACCCUCUCAAUCAGUCAGAUGUUAAUCUAAUAUAAGACACGACCUAGUCAAUUGCCUUUUUGCAGCCUAUGUUUUGCCAUAUUCCCACCCCCCCCCCCCACCC
Messenger RNA from Pocillopora verrucosa, 1544 nucleotides. The record is from RefSeq and is a predicted model, not a curated record. NCBI's taxonomy places the organism in Eukaryota, Metazoa, Cnidaria, Anthozoa, Scleractinia, Pocilloporidae.